UCUUCUUCUGGAAUGUUGUUUUCAAUGUGCAAUCGAAUUCGGUCGCUGCAGAAAUUGUGCAUUUUUCGCAGUUUUCCAUCGUUUCCCGUGCAUGAAAUCAUAAGUUCCCGGUGCAAUUCAAUGUCCUGCAUCACGUUCCGCCAAGUGUAUUCGUGUUUCGGUCGUACCAUGAACGCUAGCGCGUGUGAACCGUGAAUUGCUUUGUGGUAGUGGUGUUGUUGUUGUUGUGAUUAGUGGCAACUGGUUUGUUUUGUUUUUUCCGCGGAUUACGAAGGAAAAUUCGCUCGUCAUUGGGAGACGACCCCGCGAAAAAAAACGGUGGAAAACACUGUGAAAGGGUUGUGAAAGAGGAAAACAGGAAAGCAAAAACAAACGAUAAGCAAAAUUAGCCCACGAUGGCAUCGCAGGGCAGCAUGCAAGAUCGCAAUAGUCUCGAGAAAUACAUUCGCCAGCUGGCGAUGAAGGCCGCACAGAUCAUUGUGCAAUCACGGUUGGGCGAGAAAAUUGCCACGGAAAGCAAUCCCAACUCCACGUCAUCCGAUUGGUUCAACAUCUCCAUCACAGACCAACAGUCCAUCCUUGAUGUGCUGGUCGAAACGAAGAAAGUCCUGCAAGAUGGUGGCCAACACGAAUCGAUCGCCACGCGCUUGCCACUGUGCGUAGAAAUUUCGCUUCAAACGGCCGAAGGUGGUAGCAUGAUAUUGGAGUUUUGGACGCUCAGCAUCAGAACGGACCAAACGAACGCACCGCAGCGGGCCAACCAGGUGAUCUACAACCGCAUGAGCCUGCUGCUCAAGUCGCUACUAUCGGUCACACGAGUAACGCCCGCCUAUCGAGUGUCGCGCAUGAAGCGCACCGAUUCGUACGACAUCUACUACCGGAUCUAUAAAGGCGAGCCCCAGACGAAUCUGUUGGGCGAUGGUUACAACCAGGUUCGCGUCGGACAGUUGUGCACACAGAUCGGAACGCUAAACAUGGCAGUGGCCUACCGGACGAAGAUUACGUUCUCACCAACCCAAACCGGACGCGACAACACGAUCAUGAUGAAGAGCGAUCACUUCCUGAAGGAUAUCAGCCCCAAGCACGUACGCUACAACUACAACAAGAAAGUCGAGAAAAAGGUUAUCGAUUUGGACAAACCGAUGCGCUGCGGUGCCUUCGUCGAUGCGUCACGUGUGAAGAAGCCCACCGAGGACGAUUACACACUGCCGGAAACGCCCCCGUUCAGCUGGCUGCUACCGAAACCACGCGAUGAAAGCACCUUCCUGCGGGACGGUGGCGAGGAUCGGGUAUCGCUCCAUUCGCCCACCAGCGUGGACGAAAACUGCUCCAACAACGCCAACAAUCUCAACAACAACACGAGCAAAGGAUCGUACGAGUCGAACAGUGGUGCUGCCGCCGGCGGUCCGAUGCAUUUCCGGCUGUCCCAAUCGCCCAAAAGUAACGCCGCGGGCACGGAAGCGAUGGCCGUACCGGGUGCAACGGUUGCGAUCCCGUCGUCCGUCGGUACGUCCCCGCCGAGCUCGUUGGGUGCCGGUGGCGAGCUGCGACGCUCGUCACGGUGGUCGAUACGGCGCGAUCCGUCCGAGAACGAGCGGAUGCUGAAGGAGCUACGGUUUGCGUUCGCGGAAACGACGGCCCAGGGUGAGCUGGCGAAGUUUUUGCGCGAAUGUUCCAACGCACCGACGCUGCAGGAGUUCGGUAUGAUGCGGUCGAGCGGGGCGGACACGAUUACGGAGGACGAGAAUAUGGACGGUAGCCGGAUACUGACCGAGGCGGAUACGUGCCCGGACAGUGGGGAGGAGCAGGAGGAGGACGAUGUGCUGAACGACCUAACCCGCCAGCUGGAGCAGUUCGAAACGUCCCUGCCAGAGUACGAAUAUCUCGUGUCGUCGCUCUGCCAGUCGAUAGACAGCAAUUCGAACAGCUAAGGAGGAGUAGGAGUGGUGGCGAAGCGUUGGCAGGCAUGCCGGGAUUAUUAUUAAUUUUAACGAGAGAACCAGAACUGUCGACUGAUAUUUUUUGAUGAUAUUCAUCUUGUCACACAAACACACAUACAUGUUAAGGAUGGACUGAUUGGAUUUGACCAAUUCGCUCUGUUCCCGUUGACGGAUGGCAAACUACUUCCCCGUUUGGCCCAUGUUCGGGACGCGAACCGGCACAGGGUGAUUCGUUCUCCUAACCAUUCGCGCAUGUUUACAUACACAAAGAAACACGUACACACACACACAGACAAAGUAAAUGCAUUAUGCGGUAAAGAUGAAGGAUUCGGCAGAGCGAAAACGAUUGUAGCAGCGGCCAAAGAGGGAAUGUUAGGGAAGCCAUGGUUUGUUGAUGAGCGACCCGGAGGGGGGCAUAAAAAUAGGGUAAAUGGGCCAUAAGGGUUUUGCCGAAACCAUGUUUCCUUGCCUUAGCCAUUUAACGAAACAAAGCUCCGUAGCUUUUAGGGGUGUGCUGUGCCCACAUGUCUGUGUAAAAAUCAUCUACAUCUAAUCGAUACAUCGAUGAAUCAAAGUUCCUUAGCGCGUGUGCGUGUGUGAGGAGGGACGAUCGUCGUCGGUACGAUUGCUACCUCCGAUCUAUCUAACAGAAGACGCAUUCAUUUGCGGAUUAUUUCUUUAUCCCUUUGUGAAGACAAAAUUACGCUACUAUCCGCCAUAUUGCAUACGCUGCACAAUCGCGCACACAGAGAAGCACGCGCGGCAAAGGAAAGCUUUCCGCCAUGUUGUUGUUUUGUUUUGCCUUUUUUUUUGCAUAUCAGAGUGCGGUUUUUGCACUCUUCACGGUUCUUUCAGCGAACCAACCAAAUUGGCUUUAAAUCACUUUUUCCUUUUCUUUAAUUGGUUUGCUUUAAGCGCGAUUUAGUAGGGUUAUAGGGAGGUAGAGAAGAACCAGCACAGCAAGACAUUUUAUUUUGAGGACGGGUUUUCCCUGGAGUACGUACGUUCUUUGUGGAAACAUUUUCUUCACGCCCUUCGCUUCCACGCUUUUUUGUAAAUAGUGUUUUCCUUUAAUUUUAUUGCCUAUCAUAUUGUCAUAUAGAAAGCCCAUUUGUGUGUGUAUAUAGAGUCACAGCUCAUUUAUCAAACCUUUUUUCGAUGUUAGGCGUGUGGAAGCUUUGGCGUGUGAAAUCAAAAGAAAAUGUUUACCAUAUCGAACGUAAAUGGCAAAUAAAGAUAAAACUCUACCCACUACCCACUGUACGAAAAUCUAUUAAUCAAAAACUCAUCGUUACAAGCCAGACACAGAAACCAUCGCCGGAGGGUUCGUCUCCCUCACUACUAUUGUUAUUCACGGUUUUCUAUCCGUUUUUGUCAGAUUAUAUUCAAUUGGAGCCAAACUGAUAGGGGGUGUGAUAUGAUUAAAAGGGUGUUUAGUAACAAAAAAGGGGAUGCAAUGUGCGAAUUGCAUCAAAUCAAUCGAGCGACUUAGAGACGAGCAGCAGUAGAGGAUGUGCGCGUGCAACUGCAGUUUAAAAAAUAUAAGCCUAAUGAAGAAUGA
Molecule: messenger RNA, 3501 nt
Organism: Anopheles stephensi (Asian malaria mosquito)
Lineage: Eukaryota; Metazoa; Arthropoda; Insecta; Diptera; Culicidae
Product: autophagy-related protein 13 homolog
Exons: 4
Coding region: 396-1931 (511 amino acids)
Biological process (GO): protein localization to phagophore assembly site; piecemeal microautophagy of the nucleus; mitophagy
Cellular component (GO): phagophore assembly site; extrinsic component of membrane; cytosol
Source: RefSeq, a predicted model, not a curated record